This is a messenger RNA of Meloidogyne enterolobii, 325 nucleotides long. Lineage: Eukaryota; Metazoa; Nematoda; Chromadorea; Rhabditida; Meloidogynidae. The record is from the annotation of a GenBank genome assembly.
CCACAAAAUAUUCUUUGUUUUUACAGUUGUUUUCUAUGUCAUUCUUUUGUGUUCCCCGUUUAUAAUACUUAUGUUACCUGCAGUUUUGGCUAUUAUUGUAAUUAGUUUCUGCAUUGGAUUCUUCUUUUCAAUUCCAUUCUAUAUAUUGGCAGUAUACUUAUCUUACUUAAAUUAUUUUUAUGAAAUAAUAAUUGAAUUGCUAACAACUACACAACGUUACAUCAUCAAUUUUUUAGAUAUUCGCAGAGCUAGAUUGGAAGAAACAGAUUGGGCAGCGAUAGAUUGGUCGGAGAUAGAUUGGCUGUUACCGAUUGGAAGACGAUAG